Molecule: messenger RNA, 255 nt
Organism: Danaus chrysippus (African queen)
Lineage: Eukaryota; Metazoa; Arthropoda; Insecta; Lepidoptera; Nymphalidae
Source: the annotation of a GenBank genome assembly
AUGGACUCGGCGAUCCGACAUCAGAAGUUGGGAAUCACCCAGAUACGCACACUCGAAGUUGGAGUCCAAUUCUCCAAUCCGAACACGACAAAUGGAGGAAACUUUUUUAUUUAUUUACAACAUCGUUACAUGCUUGAAUUGGUAAACUAUAUGAGGGCGCCCAAAGAUGAUGCAACGAAGAGUACCGCCACAGAGGACUGCCAUAUGUUACCGAUGUGGACAACCGGGGCACAUAGCGCCUACGUGUCCAACUAA